Chenopodium quinoa (quinoa) is the source of this 657-nucleotide messenger RNA. RefSeq lists its product as uncharacterized. Lineage: Eukaryota; Viridiplantae; Streptophyta; Magnoliopsida; Caryophyllales; Amaranthaceae. The coding region runs from base 1 to 657 and encodes 218 amino acids. The transcript has a single exon. The record is from RefSeq and is a predicted model, not a curated record.
AUGAACAAAUCAUCAUCAUCACCUUCAUCUUCCUCAACUUCUACCACUUCAUCUUCUCUUACAACCAUGAAGGUCAAAACCCUAAUCCACAACCUAAUUUUCUCCCACAUUUGUCGCGUUAUUCGAGCACUCUCCAAGGCCAAAUCCAUCUUCCUAGAGAUUUUCCGGGAGAAUCAACUCAUGUACUUGAAACAAACCAAGAAGAAGAACAAGUAUAGGAAGAAAAUACUAUUUGGCUCAUUUAGACUUCAUUACAAUUGGUGUUCUUCGUCGGCUCACGUAUUGCCUAUCCCUUCACCCACCAUACUAGAGGGUGUCAACACUCCUACUAGCCAUAUAUAUUAUGAUUCUACGUGGAACUCGGUUUAUUCCACCGACAACGAAACUCGUGAUCUUCAUAAGGAAGGUGAUGAUCAAGUUUGUAAGAGUAAUGGUAACAAGAUACAUGAAGAAGAAGGUCAGCUCUCAAGUUAUCUUCAAUGGUUAGAAGAAAAAGGUGGCAAAAAUGAGAAGUUAAAUGAAGGAGAAUUAGAAAAUGUUGAGAAUGAAAUAGAUAAACUUGCUGAUUUGUUUAUAGCUAAUUGCCAUGAGAAAUUCAGGUUGGAGAAGAUUGAAUCUUAUAGAAGAUACCAAGAAUUGCUUGCUAGAACUUUGUAA